Messenger RNA from Sciurus carolinensis (gray squirrel), 2208 nucleotides. RefSeq names its product NSL1 component of MIS12 kinetochore complex (gene Nsl1). Gene Ontology annotation, cellular component: MIS12/MIND type complex; kinetochore. Gene Ontology annotation, biological process: mitotic sister chromatid segregation. Lineage: Eukaryota; Metazoa; Chordata; Mammalia; Rodentia; Sciuridae. The transcript has 6 exons. The record is from RefSeq and is a predicted model, not a curated record. The coding region runs from base 50 to 892 and encodes 280 amino acids.
ACUCGAACUUCCGGUCCCAGGGUCCCCGCCUACAGUUCAAACUGGGAAAAUGGCGGGGGCUUCUGAGUCAGUAACUAUUGCCCCUUCGCAGGAACAAGAGAGAGUGGCCGGGCCAGACAGCCAGGUCUCAGUCCCAGCCAACCCCCGAGAGGACUUCCGAGUGCGUUGCACUUCGAAGAGAGCUGUGACCGAGCUGGUAGAACUGUGCGGCCGCUUCAUGCAAAAGCUCGGAGACACGCUGCCAGAGGAGAUUCGAGAGCUCGCGCUGCGAGAUGCGCAGUGGACCUUUGAAUCAGCUGUACAAGAGAAUGUUAGCAUUAAUGGGCAAGCAUGGCAGGAAGCUUCAGAUGAUUGUUUUAUGGAUUCUGACAUCAAAGUACUUGAAGAUCAGUUCGAUGAAGUCAUAGUAGAUAUAGCAACAAAACGUAAGCAGUAUCCCAGAAAGAUCCUUGAAUGUGUCAUCAAAACCUUAAAAGCACAACAUGAAACUCUGAAGCAGUACCAACCUGCUGUGCAUCCGUUGGACCUAAAAUAUGACCCUGAUCCAGGUUCUCGCAUGGAAGGUCUGAAAUGCAGAGGGGCGACCAUAGCUAAGGAGAUCAGUGAAGCCAUGAAGGCUCUGCCUGCAUUGAUUGAACAAGGAGAUGGAUUUUCCCAAGUUUUGAAGAUGCAGCCUAUCAUUCAGCUCCAGAGGAUCCACCAAGAAAUCUUUUCCAGUUGUAGAAAAACAGAUGCUAAACCUGAGAGCUUUGUAACACAAUUGGAAACCACACCAACAGAGACUGCUUCUAGGAAAACCUCUGAUGUGGUACUAAAAAGAAAGCGAUCCAAGGACUGCCCCCAGAGAAAAUGGUAUCCACUGCGGCCAAAGAGAAUUAAUCUGGAUACAUAAGCUCUUUUUGUUUGAGAAUACAGGUGCUGCCAGUGUUUAGAUUACCAUCUACUACCUAGAUAGGACUUCAUUUAAACAACAAAUAACUCUUACUAGUGAGUCAUUGAUGCAAAUAUAGCAAGUCUGUGCUGGGAUAUGAGGUAAUAUUGUAUUAUCAUUUCAUUUCACCUAUAGUAGGUGAAAAGUGUUUUUAGGUUUUUUUUUUUUUUUUUUAAAGUUGUCACAAAACACAUCGUGAACAUUAAGAGUAAAGAUUUUUAUUUUCCUUAAAUGCCAUCAACUCGUGGCUACCUUGCAGCUUUUGUGGAAUUGUGUAAGUAAUGUAUUCUGUUGGUUUCCUUGAUGUGCAUAUACAGGGGAGCCUGUGUGAUGAUUCCUUAGGUGCUGAAAACAAACAAGUUCUGCACAGGAGCAGGUGCAUUUUUUUUAGAUGUAGGAUUUUGCUUAUUUGCAGUGCUGUGGGUGGAACCCAAGGCCUUGUGCAUGGCACAUGUGCUCUUCCACUCAGCUACAGCUCUAGCCCUAGCUGCAGUUUCAUUUAUCAACUUAAUGUACGAAUGACAAACUGGCUUUGAAUUUGUUAUUCUAAGGUCAGCUAAUUUGAAUUUGUGGGAUUAAUUUUGGGCUUUUUGGUUUUGUUUCAGAAGACAAAGAUGACAUUAUUUGUGCAAGAAUUACUCUUCAGAAAAAACAUUGGCAGGUAGCCAGUGUUUUUUGCCCAUAAUUUUGUUUUUCAUGAGUAUUUAACAUAAUUUGACUUGGAAACUAAUAGUUUUUUUGUUUGUUUUGUUUUGUUUUUAGGAUUCCUCAUUUAUUUCUUUACACAUAAAUUCUUCCAGUUCAAAGCAUAUAUCAGAUUAACUGGCCAGUUGUCAUUCUACAAUAAAUGUAAUAAUACUGAACUAUUCAGUUAAGGAUGUUUAUAUGUCAGAUAUACAAUCAUUGAUAGAAACCUAAGAAAAAUGUAUUACGUAUAUUUCUUAACAUUUAACUAUAGUUUCUUAUAGCACUUAUGGUGUCUCUUAUAAUAUGCAGUAUAGGCAGGACCAUAUAACUUACCAUGUUUUCCCUUUUGAUGCCUAUAAUAUUUUUCUGCAUUCCCAGAGGAAUUUACUAAUCAUGGCUUAGAUAAUUUAUACAUCUGUUACUCAUAAUGUCUUAAUAAUCAUAAAUGUCCAGAUUUGUGAGACCUUUCUCAAUGAAGAAAGCUUAUAAAGCCACUUUAUUGCAUUCUUGCAUUCUGUACUUUAAUGUUACAGUUUGAUAUCUGUAUAUUUGUAUAUAGUGAUGUUUUUAAUUAAAAUAAUGUACAAAGA